GGAUCAGCUGUUCAUGGCAAUGAUGGCGGACACUUGAAUGUGUCGUCGGCGUGUCAUAAAUGAUGUAUUUUACACGGAAAAGCAAAACCUGGUAGUUUUCUAAAAAAUGUGAAAACAUUUUUACGUGUAAAAUGCUCUAUUUUAUUUAUCAUAUCAUAUUUUAGGGAGCGUCUCAUACUAAGUCGAUUAUUGAGAGAAGUGGAAGCUGUCUAUUGAAAACAUCGCUUUGGAGGGCAACAUAUAUCAUGAAUGAAAAAAUUAAAAGAUAACCAGUACUAGUUUUUAUAUGCAAAUUUAUAUUAUGGAAUUUAAAAGUGAGCCAUUUGAAGAAUUUUAUGAUGUUUAUGAAGAAAUCGGAAAAGGUCAGUUUGCUGUUGUUAGACGUUGUGUUGAAAAAUCUACUGGCAAUCAAUUUGCUGCAAAAUUUAUGCGAAAGCGUCGAGUGUGCCGUGGAGUGUCUUCAGAAGACAUUGAGAGAGAGGUCAAACUUCUAUUACAAUUGAAACAUAAGAACAUAGUGUCACUCCACCAAGUGUUUGAAAGUCGUCAAGAAGUAGUUCUUGUAUUAGAAUUAAUUGAAGGAGGUGAACUCUUUCAUUAUGUGUCUAAACGGGAUCGUUUGGAUGAAAAUGAAGCAGCGCAUUUUAUUCGUCAAAUUUUGGAAGCACUUGAACAUAUGCAUAACAAUAAUGUUGCUCAUUUGGAUCUCAAGCCAGAAAAUAUACUCUUACUCAAUCAUGAGUCACUUCACAUUAAACUUAUUGACUUUGGCCUUUCACAACAAUUGGCCCCAGAUACCAGACUACGUGCUAUGUUUGGAACACCAGAAUUUGUAGCCCCUGAGAUUGUGAAUUAUGAACCUUUGUCUUUAGGAACUGACAUGUGGGCUCUGGGUGUAAUCACAUAUAUUCUAGUGAGUGGAGCCUCCCCUUUUCUGGGUGACGACAAACAAGAAACUUUUUCAAACGUUGUUGCUGGCAUUUACAGUUUUGAUGAUGAGUAUUUUAGUAAUGUCUCUGAACUAGCUAAAAAUUUCAUAUCUCAACUGUUAGUCAAAGAACCUUCUGAAAGAGCGACUGUAUCAGAUUGUUUACAACAUAUUUGGUUACAGACGUACUCAGCAGCACCAGUGGUAGAUAAUGUAAAAAUAAUUGAAGAAUCUGAAGAAAUAAAAGAAGAAAAGAAAGAUGCCAGUGAGCUCAUGAAUGAAAUGAAUAAAGUUGUUCUGAAAGAAAAUGAGAAAAAUACUAUUAGAGAAAAUAAGAUAAAACGUAACAGAAAACAUAAUGUACAGAUUUUGAAGAAAUGGCAUCAUUGUCUACAGGCUAUUCGCAUAUGCUUGCGUUUACAGAGUGCUGCCGUGUGUUUCCCAGGUAGCAAGGAGGAUAAUUUUGUUGUCCUGGCAUUACAUUGUGCUGCAGUGGAAGGAAACUCUGAAGGGCUGGAUGAACUUUUGGGUUUGGCAGAUAUUAACGUGAAUGUCACUAAUAAGCAUGGAGUUACAGCAGCUCACAUAGCUGCCGGUCAAGGCCAUGAUAUGGUCUUGACAUUAUUGCAGGCUAGAGGAGCUAAUCUGUAUGCUAUUGAUGAUCAUGGCGACACCCCUUUGAUGUGGGCUGCACGACAUGGACAAGCAGAGACAAUGAAAAUGCUUGUUAAUAUAGGUGUUACUAUCAGUUGUCAAAACAAGGAAGGUGAUAGUCCUUUACACUAUGCUAGUAGCAGAGGUCAUUUAGACUGCCUACGAGUAUUAGUGGAUGCUGGUGCAAGUUUGGAUCUAGCAAACAACUGUGGGGCUACAGCUUUACAUCAAGCAUUGGCUAAACGACAGUCUCAUUGUGCUAUGUUUCUUUUGCAUUCUGGAGCUGAUAUAGACCUACAGGAUGUGAGUUCACAACGAGAGGACUUCAUCAAACAACUUAUUCCCACUUCUCAGCCUUUGGGCCGAAUUAAUGUCAAGUUUUUUGGACAUUCUGGAGUGGGCAAGUCCACCCUAAUUGAGUCUCUGAAGGCUGGCUAUUUUCUCAGCUUUUUUCGCAAAAGCAAAAGUACUCCAGGAAACAACACACACUCAGGUUCAACUUCUCCUGGUAGUAAAACUCAGAUUGAAAUGGAUGUAACAUCCUCUCGCACAUCAUUGAGUUUUGAUACUUACAAUUAUCAAUAUACUCGUGGAAUCAAUGUGCAACAGGUGAAUUUGUCAGGGCCUGGUGAUGUGUCCUUGUGGGAAUUUUCUGGGCAAGAUACAUAUUUCCUUGUGUAUGACCGAUUUCUUGGCAAUACCAAUUGCUUACAUGUUGUGGUGUUCAAUCUGGAAGACCCACCCAGUGCACAGCUUCAACAGUGUUGCUUCUGGCUUAGUUUUCUGCAAGCACGCAUUCCUCCUGCUGAACCUCUCGGGGAUCGUGGUGUGGCAAACCGUGUGGCGCGUGUUCUCCUUGUGGCAACUCAUGCUGAUUCAACACGCACUCCACGUACUGCUUCUGGUGCCUAUGUCAGCUCACAGGCUGAACGUGUACUGGAACAAGUGCGUGAGCGAUUCGGCACACUCUUUGACAUCCAUGAUCAUGUUACCGUUGUGGAUUCUCAUGUGCCAGCUGGUCCUGGUAUAAAGGCAAUUAAAAAUUACCUGGCUGAAGGCAAACGUCAGGUAUUACAGGAGGUACCAAGAACCACUGCCUUUCUUGAAGGUGUUGUGAGCUGGUUACAUGCAUUACGUCGCAAUUCACCCAAUUUUCCUGUUCUGCCAUGGCCAUCUUUUGUGGAACUUGUGCACUGCAAUGUUAACCCACUCGCUGGUGAAGAGCAUUUGCGGGAAUUAUUGCAACAACUGCAACUUAUGGGAGAGUGUGAAAACGAUGAUGAAUUGGAGUUUGAAUUUCCUUGUUACAACUUUGUUGAGACUCUGGAUGGUCUCUGGGAUGAGUCAGAUCCUCGUUAUUGUGGACCAGAUAGUUGCUAUGGAGGUGUGAAGCUGCGCUCUCCACCUGAAACAUUUCAUUUAAUUCACAGCAUCUUUCCUCGGAUUCAGGUUCAACUACGGCGUACUGUGCAAAGUCUUAGUGAUCCAGACAGUGACUUGUACCAAUGGUUCGAAGGCUCAAAGUUGUGUUCUGGGCCCAUUGAAAGCCUUAUCACAUUGGAAGAAGAUGGUGAGGCAGUGGAAAUGAAAGUGAGAGGACCCGUUGGAUCAGAGUUGGCAUGUUUCUAUUUUAUGGAGGAAUUGUUAGGAAUUGUUGACCAGGUAUUGUUGGAGAUGAGUCCUGGUUUACCUAUUGAAAAGCAUGUGCUGAGUGCAGAACAACUACGUGAACAUAGUGAAGAAGUGCAUUGUUGGUCACCAGCAGAUCUCAUGGAGGCUGUGUUGAGACCUCAGCGUCUUGACAGUACUCUCCUCAACCCUGUGACAGAGCAUAAGGAGACACUGUUGGACCUUGUGGGAUUUGGUGCACCUGAGGUGCGCGACCUGGUCCUUACAGGAGAUGAACUUCCAGUAUCUGCCCUUUCUACAGUUUGUCGCCAGCAGUUGUGUCGCUUGCUAGAUCCGCCGGAUCCCCUUGGCAAGGACUGGUGCUUGCUUGCUGUGAAACUGGGCCUUGAUGAUAAGAUUGCCACACUUGAUUUAGAAAACAACUUAUCCAUGAGCCGGACUGCACGUCUUUUGGAUGAAUGGGCCAAAGAUAGGACAACAGGAAUUGGGUUACUUAUUAAAGGUCUUCAGGAUUUGGGCCGAGAAGAUGCUUGCCAGAUACUUCUUCGUAGUGCUCCUCUUUACCGCAUAGUGCCAUCUACUGUUCCACAGAACUCACCUGUGGAUGGAUCUCAUAAUUCGUGUUCAAAUUUGUCCCGAUGAAGGAAUAAAAUACAAGAAUCAGUUGCAGAUUUACAAUAUUACAUUUAUUCAUCAUACUUUUUGAUGGUUAAAGAAGAGCUUGAGGGUAUUUGAAUUACCCAUAUUUUCUCUUUCUCAAGUCCUAGGAGAAGGUAAUUGAUACUGUGGUGCGUUGCAAACAGGUUAGGAAAGAUUGAGAAAAGAAAAGAAAUGUUUCAUUUUCUCUCAUACUGAUGUAUGCAAUAGAAAAUAUGCAAUAGUGAUUUAUAUCUUUUGACCUUCUCAGUAGCAACAGAUAGUAUUUAUUAUUCUCAGGAUGUGCAUGACUUUUUAAAGUGUGAUUCUUGUGACUUAGAAGCAGUAGACUGCUCCAUUGUUGAUACUUAAGCAUUUUAAAUGCAGUGGCCUAUACAGUGUUAAAAUUAGAAGUAAUUAAAAAUAUAAAAUAACGUACCUAUAUUAGAUUAUAAACUAGAGAUUUUGUUUAGAUGUGUCAAUUUCUCUUGAAUGAAAUUCUGUACAACGAAAUGACACCAGGGUUUUAUGAAAACUCAAUUCUGUUAAUGAUGCUGAGAUUAUUUGUCUAUAUUUAUACUUUUUAAAGCUGUAGUCAGUUUGGUAGGGAAAGAUUACAGUGCAAAACUUCUUGGAGCCCAAAUACUUGAUUCUCUGCCAAUUAUUUUCCACAUAUCCUCCUCAGAUUCUGUCUUCCAAACUAAUAACAACUUCACAGAUUUUUUUGAAGCAGUUUCCUUAGGAAUUGGAAACAACGAAUGCCUGUUGGAUAGUUGCCUGAAUUGGAUGAAUGAAUCCAGGAAAUAAUUUGGAAAAAUAGUUUGAGAAGACAGUUAUCCUUUAUAAGUGAAUAAAAAAUGUAAAAUCAUAAACUUAAUAUUGUACAUACACUAUUUUUAGAUAUUGAACUGCAUUGAAGUAUCAAAUUACUGUAUGAAUUGUAUUUUCAUGAAGCAUAAGUAGCUAAUACUGGGAAAAACAAAAGUCUUGUAAUACUUACUUUACUGUCCUAUAUCUGUUCAAAGACUUGCUGAAGUGUCAGCUCUGUUGGAGGUAAUCUGUUUAAUCAUUGCCAAAAGUCCAGCUGGGGCUUUAUGUUUUGUGGUGUUUCCAAUAGACUUACUUUAUCUGAAAUUUUCAAAUAUUUGAGGUGACAUGCACACAAGGAGCUUCUAGCAGUGUGAACAAUCAUGUCACUACUCAUCAAAUGGGAAGAAAGGAUAUUUGGAUGUGUGAAUUUCUGUAGCUACUGGGAAGUGCUCAGUUGCAUGUUCUACACUCCAUAGGAGUAAUAACUACAUAUGUGAUGUACUGAGAUACUGAAUGUCUAAAUGUGGGCUGAAAGCUGUACAUUUUGUUAUACCAUUUUUUGACUGAAAAAUGAGUUAGCACUUGUAUUUUCCUAAGAUAGUGCCAAAGGUAAUGAAAAAUGUUUUAAUUAAUCUAUACUCUUAGAAUAUAUUACUUUCCUAUUCAGAACAGCUGAGCUGUUUGUUUAUGGAAGUGUUUAUAUGCAAUUAGACUAAUGUAUGGUUUAGGUAAUAGAUGUAAUGUAAUAUUUCAGUGUUUUGUGUCAUUAGGAAUCAUAAUAUUUAUUUCACACAGUGUUGAUCACUAAAUAUUAUAAGGCAAAGUUUAUCACUACCUUCUAAAACUGGAGACUAAUUGUUUCCUUCAAACUAAAUAUUUCAUAUUCCUAACCUUGAAUCAAUAUCCUAAUCUACAAAGAGCACGCCUUUCCGUCCGGUAAACAAGGGAACUGAAGUUGGGGAAGACGUUCAAGUAGACUGACUUAAAGCUGUGGUCUUUCCACUCCUUAACUUUCCAAAAUUCAGAAUGUUGUAUUGGCUUUUGAUAACUAUGUAAUUUGUACAGGGUUUUUUACCAUAAAAGGUAUGUCAGUAUUUCUUGACACACUAGUCAAGUACAAGUAUUACAAAAUUUACAAAUUCCUCUAUUUCUGAUCAUUAAAUAAUAUUAAACAUUUUCUUUAUCAUUCUUCCUCAGCUUUAAGAAAUAAACAAUCUAAAUGUGUUUAUAUCCAGUACCUAUUUGCAUAUACUUACAUUAUUGUCAAUCAUGCUCCUGAGUGUGAAACUUGUAUGCACCUUGCACUAUGGCCAUGUAUUGCAUGCAUUGUUUUUGAGAAAAUAAGACUUAUUUAUCCCAUUCUGGUUUUACAACACCAAUGCUUGUGCCACACUAUUUUCUGGUAACUGUUUUCAUGUGAUAACUGAGUGAUCUUUUAUACUCACGAGAUGCAUUCCAAUUUUGAGGUUUUUCUUGCUGAGCACUGUAAUGUCUGCAAAAUGUUAUUUUAUUACAUGUAUAAAAAUUAUCCUACAUAUCUGUGUAUCAAGAGUUGAAAUUUGAGUGAUUAUUUAUGAGAAUUUAAAGAAAAAUGUCCAUUGAUUCUUGAGAAAGCUUUAAUUGUGUUGAUACUGUGUGAUGAAUUGUGUGCUAUUUGUAUAUAUUUAUUGAUAGUUUGUAAACAUUUUUGUGUUGGUUAAUAUUUGUACUUAACAUAACGAGGUAUUUUUCUGAGAUCUUACGUUGCCAUGAGCUGUCUAUGAAACUCAUUUAUAGUUUGUAAAGUGAAUUUCUUGAGCAAACCUUUUUCUCUUUUUGAAUAAUUCUGUUUAAUGUCCCAGAAGUUUGAGAAAAUGUACAUACAAUGUUAAUUGAUAAACUAUUGCUCAUUAUGUGGCUUUAACCUGCUGUGUAGUGUCACAUUCCAUCCAAAAUAACAUGACAAGGUACUUAAUUUUUUAUUUUAUCUUUGAAAGAUUUUCUAGUCACUUGGACUUUUGCUGAUGAACUGAUUCUUGCAGAAAAUAUUCUUACAUGGUAAUGGUUAGAAUUAUUUGACAUUUGUUUUUGUACAAACUUUGUAAGUGCAUGUUUUCAUAAGGUUCUAUUUACACUUGUUAAAUUUUAGUGUGUAUAUGUAAGGUCUGUACAACGUUGAAAUACUUUUGCAAAUGCAAGCAACUUUUCAAGUUUAAUUUUUGUGAACUUGUUCACUGUACUUACUUUAUUUCCUUGAUGAAAUAAAAUUAUGUUUGUAAUUAUA
This is a messenger RNA of Gryllus bimaculatus (two-spotted cricket), 6920 nucleotides long. Lineage: Eukaryota; Metazoa; Arthropoda; Insecta; Orthoptera; Gryllidae. The record is from the annotation of a GenBank genome assembly.